AUGGAGAUGAUCAAUCUAUUUUGCAUUGCUAUACAACAAAGACGCAAAAGAAGGAGAUUUUUGGAGUUAGUUCAGCGUUAUGAACGACGCAGAAGGCCAAGGUUAUUUUUACCUAGAAUAGGGUUACAUACCCUGAGUGACAGGGAAAUUGUUCGGAGAUUCCGUUUGAAUAGAGGUUUAAUUGAGAAUCUGUAUCUGGAGAUCAAAGACUCCAUUGAACCUAUAACUUAUAGGACAAAGGCAAUCCCUGGAAUGUUAAAACUGCUGGCUGUCCUCUAUUUCCUCGCCACAGGAUCAUUUCAGGCUGUAACAAGUUUAGUUGUGGGGAUGAGCCAGGCUUCUUUUUCAAGUCAUCUAACUGUAGUAUUAAAAGCCUUACACCAACGGAUAGUGAAUUAUGUACAUUUUCCGGAAACACCAGAGGAUUGGCAUUGUGUGAAGGUGCAGUUCUAUGGGAUUGCUGGGAUGACAAACAUUUUGGGUGCAAUUGACUGUACCCAUGUGUUAGUGCAGCCUCCAAAGUUAGGAGAAUUGCCCUAUCGUGACCGCAAGCGUAACCAUUCUUUAAAUAUACAGGUCAUCUCUGAUGCCAAAUUGAAGAUUAUGAGCAUCCGGUCAGGAUUCCCAGGAGAUUCAGGCUAUUCAUGUCUCCAAUGGCUUUUCACUCCUGUGCUGAACCCCAGAACUCCUGCGCAAGUGCGCUACAAUGAGGCUCAUACAUCUACAAGAUGUGUUAUAGAGCGCACAUUUGGCGUUUUGAAAAGCAGGUUUCGUUGUUUAGACCUCUCUGGGGGAGUACUUCUAUACAAACCAAAGAAAGUAUCCCUGAUAUUUCUCAUAUGUUGCAUGCUCCACAACCUAGCAUUACGCAUGCCAGAUGCUGAUAUUUCUAUGUUACAAGUAGAGUAUGAUGACAAUGUGGCACCUUUAGAGCAAAUUGAUGCAAGUGGAGUACAAGCUCGAUCUGAUUACAUCCAUGCUCUAUUGGAACAAUGA
Bombina bombina (fire-bellied toad) is the source of this 996-nucleotide messenger RNA. Its product is annotated as putative nuclease HARBI1. The transcript has 2 exons. The coding region runs from base 1 to 996 and encodes 331 amino acids. Lineage: Eukaryota; Metazoa; Chordata; Amphibia; Anura; Bombinatoridae. The record is from RefSeq and is a predicted model, not a curated record.